This is a messenger RNA of Sorghum bicolor (sorghum), 1958 nucleotides long. RefSeq names its product coleoptile phototropism protein 1. Bases 1 to 1617 code for a protein of 538 amino acids. The transcript is spliced from 3 exons. The record is from RefSeq and is a predicted model, not a curated record. Lineage: Eukaryota; Viridiplantae; Streptophyta; Magnoliopsida; Poales; Poaceae.
AUGAAGCAUAGCUCGCAGUCGCAGCCAACCAAAGAAACGCCGGCGACCGGCCGGCGGCGGGGCACCAUGAUCACGAUGGCGUCCCUGUCCCCUCGAGCUACAACUACAACCACGCGCGCCGCCGUCGAGCCCACCACCGCCCACAGUGCCUUCCCGGAGCCACGGCUCUCCUAUUCAUCCCCGUCCGCCGCCACCCCUUCGCGCGCCAGCGACGACUCGUGCGUGGUCAACGACGUCGACGCCUUCGCGCGCACCAUCGCCGCCAUCCGUUCCAAGCCGCCCGCGGCGGCCGCCGCCUCCGGGUCCGGGAGCAGCAGCAGCCUCGCCUCCGUGCUGUCGCACUACGCAGCGCGGUGGCUCCCGGACGCCGCGUCGUCCCCGUCCGGCCGCUUCCUCCUCCCGCCGGAGAGCCCCACCGCCGCGUGGCUCAAGAAGCGGCUCCUCCUCGAGUCCCUCGUGGCCGCGCUCCCGCCCGACGACGACGGCGACGGCGACGGCGGCGACAAGGACGGCGGCGGCAAGAGCGACGGCAUCACGUGCGACUUCCUGCUCCGGCUGCUCCGCGCGGGGAGCACGGUGGGCGCGGACGCGGCGCUGCUCGGGGACCUGGAGGCCCGCGCGGCGCGGCGGCUGGACCAGGCCUCCCUGGGCGCCGUGAUGAUCCCGGCGUUCGGCGGGCUGCCGGCGCGCGGCGCGCCGGCGACGCUGCUGGACGUGCCGCUCGUGCUCCGCCUCGUGCGCGGGUUCCUGCGGGAGGGCCGCCGCGCCAAGGCCGGCGGCGCGGGCGCGGCCGCGGCCAGGGUGGCCAGGCUCGUCGACGCGUACCUGGCGGAGGCCGCGCUGGAGGCCGGGCUCCGGCCGGCCGAGUUCGAGGAGCUGGCGCGCGCGGUGCCGGCGCACGCCCGCGCGGCCGACGACGGGCUGUACCGCGCCGUCGACACCUACCUCAAGGCACACCCACGCGCGACCAAGGAGGAGCGGCGGUCGCUGUGCCGGCUGAUCGACGCGCGCAAGCUGUCGGCGGAGGCGGCCGCGCACGCCGUGCAGAACGACCGCCUGCCGGUGCGCUGCCUCGUGCAGGUGCUCUUCCUAUCGUCGUCGUCGGAGCACAGCAGCAAGCUCAUCGCCGGCCACCACCGCCUCACCGAGUGGACCGGCGGCUCCUUCCGCGACCCACAACAGAUCAUCAGCAGGAGCCCCGCCGCCGCCGCCGCCGCUUCCCUCGACCUCCCCGCCUACAGCGCUGCCGUCGCCGCCGGUGGCAGCGCGCGGUGCCCGUCCAAGCGCGAGGCCGCCGUCGCGGCGGCGGCGCAGCACCACGAGCUGCGCCGCCUCCGCGAGGACGUCGCGCGCCUCCAGGUGCAGUGCCAGGUGCUGCAGGCGCAGGUGGACCGGCUGGGCUCGGAGAGCGGCCGGCGGGGGCGGGGGCGGGGGCUGUUCAGGUGGGGCGCCGCGUUCCUGUUCGGCGGCGGCGCACCGGGCACGGGCGCCGGCGCGACGUCGAGGGUGGACGACUCCGACAGCGGCGGCGUGGACAGGACGCCGCUCAGCGAAGGGAAGCUGCAGGGCCGAGGCACGCCGACGGUGUCAACAAGGUGGCGCAGGUCUCACUCGUGAAGCCUGCCAACAUCGUCGACGUGUACCCAUCGUUUUUUUUAAGCAACUGAAAGUGUACUGUUCAUUUUAUUGUUGGUUUGCUCAUGUGUUCCUUGAAAUCGUCCACGAUCCACACGACGACCACGAGCUGACGAGCCUGUGCCCUUUGCCCUGGGCAUGAUGGUGUCUGCCCCGCAUAUUAUCUAGUACACUGAUUGUGAUUGGUUAACUAUUGCUGCUUGUUUCUUGUUGUGUUUGAAGUAAUAUAAAGCGUCUUUGUCUGGAUUGCCACACUGGUCUGUUCUCUUGCCUUUUUCCCUUUUCAACGGUAAUAAGACGUGUGCUUUUUUAUCAAGAGAUCU